Messenger RNA from Gekko japonicus, 1237 nucleotides. It is a transcript of the gene NDFIP2, whose product is annotated as Nedd4 family interacting protein 2. Bases 132 to 857 code for a protein of 241 amino acids. Lineage: Eukaryota; Metazoa; Chordata; Lepidosauria; Squamata; Gekkonidae. The transcript is spliced from 8 exons. Gene Ontology annotation, cellular component: Golgi apparatus; endoplasmic reticulum; perinuclear region of cytoplasm. Gene Ontology annotation, biological process: metal ion transport; positive regulation of protein ubiquitination; vacuolar transport. The record is from RefSeq and is a predicted model, not a curated record. Gene Ontology annotation, molecular function: WW domain binding.
AAGAAGGAAGGAAGGAAGCGAGAGCAGGCAAAGCGAGGCGGCUGCUGCUGCUGCUGCUGCGGGGAAGAACGCCACAAGCCACCGAGCUGAGGGAGGCAAGCCAAGCCCCCGGGCCGGAGUCGGCCCCCGAAAUGGAGCACCACCACCACCACCAGACCGCCAGUCGGUACCAAGUGCUUCAUAAUGAAGACGAUCCUUCGGAAUCAUCGGUGGCUGAACAACCAUCCACCUCUACAGAAACUGCACCAGCUUCGCAAACAGAGGCAGCAUUACCUGAAGCAGAUGUUUCACCUCCACCUUACUGUAGUAUUGCUGUUGAAGCAGCUGCAGCAUCAGAAAUGGAAUCGUCUAAUGACUUUUACCCAGUGCCACCUCCGUACAGUGUAGCUACCUCUCUUCCCACUUACGAUGAAGCAGAAAAGGCCAAAGCCGCAGCAAUGGCGGCUGUUGCAGCUGAAGCGGCAGCCCAAAGAGAAGAAGAAUAUCCCCCAAGGGAUGACUUCAGCGAUGCAGACCAGCUCCGUGUGGGCAACGACGGCGUCUUCAUGUUGGCCUUUUUCAUGGCAUUCAUUUUCAACUGGAUUGGGUUUUGCUUAUCAUUCUGCAUAACUAACACCAUAGCCGGAAGAUACGGCGCUAUCUGUGGAUUUGGGCUGUCCCUCAUCAAAUGGAUUCUUAUUGUUCGAUUCUCAGAUUAUUUUACUGGCUAUUUCAAUGGGCAGUACUGGCUUUGGUGGAUAUUUCUGGUACUUGGCCUCCUCUUGUUUUUCCGAGGUUUUGUCAAUUACCUGAAAGUCAGAAAUAUGUCUGAAAGUAUGGCAGCCACUCACAGAACAAGAUUUUUCUUCUUGUACUAGAGACUGCAUCGGGCCAGGCAUUCCUUUUCUCAUACCAAUGUGAACUUCCAGCCAAUCUGUAACCUUCCAAACGAAUAAGGAAAGACGACUACUAAAAAAACAGAAGACAAACAACGAAGCAGGAUCUUUUCGGCGCUUUAGUGAAUGGCAGGGUGGUUUCAGAUGCUUAAAAGUGCCAUUUCUGUUCAUUCUAGUAAAUAUUUAUAUAAAAGCAUUGCCUUUUUUGUCUUGCACAUAUGCAUAUGUGCUAGUUAACAAGAACUUUGAAAAGAAUAAAACCCAUGCAUCUAGUCUGCUAAGCAGUUGAAUACGGCCGGACUCGACUAAUCUGUGUUUGUAGCUGAAAGACUUUUUAAAGUGGCAGCUUCCUCCCCCCCCCC